Molecule: messenger RNA, 799 nt
Organism: Sus scrofa (pig)
Lineage: Eukaryota; Metazoa; Chordata; Mammalia; Artiodactyla; Suidae
Gene: GZMA
Product: granzyme A (granzyme 1, cytotoxic T-lymphocyte-associated serine esterase 3)
Biological process (GO): positive regulation of apoptotic process; negative regulation of oxidoreductase activity; proteolysis
Molecular function (GO): serine-type endopeptidase activity
Source: RefSeq, marked provisional
CACAAUGAGGAACUCCUCUACCUUUCUGGCAGCCACUCUCUCGAUUGUCAUUUUUCUCCAAAUUCAUGAAGAUUUCUGCGUAGAAAUUAUCGGAGGAAAUCCAGUGACCCCGCAUUCAAGACCCUACAUGGUGUUACUAGAAGGAAAAAACAUCUGUGCCGGGGCUCUGAUCGCAAAAGACUGGGUUUUGACUGCAGCUCACUGUGCCCUGAACAAAAAAUCCCAGAUCAUCCUUGGAGCUCACUCGAUAACCAAGAAAGAGCCUGAAAAACAGAUAAUGCUUGUUAAGAAAGAGUAUCCUUAUCCAUGCUUUGACCAGGACACACAUGAGGGUGACCUUAAACUUCUAAAGCUGAACAAAAAAGCAACACUGAAUAAAAACGUGGCUGUCCUUCAUCUCCCUAAAGUGGGGGAUGAUGUGAAACCCGGAACUGUGUGUCGAGUUGCAGGAUGGGGAAAGUUUCACAAUAAUUCACCUCGGUCUGAUAUUUUGAGAGAAGUCAAUGUCACCGUGAUAGACAGAAAAAUCUGCAAUGAUAAAAGCCACUAUAAUUACACUACUGUGAUUGGACUGAAUAUGAUUUGUGCCGGAAGCCCCCAAGGUGGAAAAGACUCCUGCAAUGGAGAUUCUGGAGCACCUCUGAUUUGUGAGGGCAUUUUCAGAGGCGUCACUGCCUUUGGCCUUUCAGAGAAAUGCGGAGACCCACGAGGACCUGGAGUCUAUAUUCUUCUCUCAAAGAAACACCUCAACUGGAUAGUUAAUACUAUGAAGCAUGCAGUUUAGAUAAUUGUUUUUCAU